AUGCCACGUUCAAUCAUCACACGGCUGGCCAAGGGCGUGCUGCCACCCAACACGCAGAUCCAAGGCAGCGCAAUUACGGGCAUGAGCAAGAGCGCGACUGUGUUCAUCAGCCACCUCGCCAAUGCCGCCAAUACCCUGACGACCAACGCCGGGAAGAAGACCAUCAUGCCGGCAGACGUGUUUGCCGCACUCGAUGACAUUGAAUUUGGCUUCAUGCGCGAACAACUCGAGGCAGAGUUUGCGAAGUUUACCCACAUCCAGACGUCCAAGCGUUCUGACUACCGGAAGCGCGUAGCGGCCGCAAAGAAGGGCACCGAUGGUGGCAAGCAGGGCGACGGCGAGGACGCCGACGAUGCUGAUGUCAGUGCUAUGGGCGGUGCCGAUGGUGAUGUGUCGUUAGCCGCUGCGUCCGAGGCAGGUGAGGCGGCCGGCAAGUCCAACGCAAAGAGCCGCGAUGCACCACCACAGGCCAAAAAGGUCAAGCGGGCACCCAAGGCCGGCAAAGCCAACAGUGAGGAUGACGAGGCCGAAGUAGAUGAAGAGGACACUGAGAUGGCCGAAGGCGAGGGGGAGGAAGAGGAGGAAGAGGAGGACGAGGAUGAAGAGGACGAAGAGGAAGAAGCAGAGGGAGAGGACGACGAAGAUGACGAGGACGACGAAGAGGAAGAGGGCGAUGGCGAUGACGACAUGGACCGGGAAGAUGCACCAGACGACGACGAAGCACUGGACAGUGAGAGCAGUGAAUAA
Sporothrix schenckii 1099-18 is the source of this 747-nucleotide messenger RNA. Its product is annotated as CBF/NF-Y family transcription factor. Gene Ontology annotation, molecular function: protein heterodimerization activity; chromatin DNA binding. The record is from RefSeq and is a predicted model, not a curated record. Gene Ontology annotation, biological process: DNA damage response; leading strand elongation; heterochromatin formation. Bases 1 to 747 code for a protein of 248 amino acids. The transcript is spliced from 3 exons. Lineage: Eukaryota; Fungi; Ascomycota; Sordariomycetes; Ophiostomatales; Ophiostomataceae. Gene Ontology annotation, cellular component: epsilon DNA polymerase complex; CHRAC.